Diaporthe amygdali is the source of this 1689-nucleotide messenger RNA. RefSeq lists its product as uncharacterized. Bases 1 to 1689 code for a protein of 562 amino acids. The transcript has 3 exons. The record is from RefSeq and is a predicted model, not a curated record. NCBI's taxonomy places the organism in Eukaryota, Fungi, Ascomycota, Sordariomycetes, Diaporthales, Diaporthaceae. Gene Ontology annotation, molecular function: NADP binding; flavin adenine dinucleotide binding; N,N-dimethylaniline monooxygenase activity.
AUGGACCAGGGCCAUUUCAUGCAAAAGUUCAGCAGGCCUGUCGCUGUGAUCGGCGCAGGUGUCUCUGGACUUGUUACAGCUAGACGUCUGGUUGCGGAGGGCUUCGAGGUCGACGUUUUUGAGCGUCGAAGCCUAGCGGGUGGACUAUGGAAUUUCUCACCGGCCGCGAAUGCGCCCUUCGCAUCUGCAGUCUACGCGGAUCUGCGAACCAAUUUCCCACGUCAACUCAUGGAACUACAGGAUUAUCCAUGGACUACCCAGCCUCUCUUCAUGCAGCACGAUUUGGUACGGGAAUACCUUGAAGGGUACGCCCAAGAGAUACAACAUGAGAGCUACGGUCUGUUGCGAAUAAAUUUCAACACUCAGGUCGUGCGCUUAUUGUAUGAACGUUGUGCUGGUGGUUACUGGGAGCUCACUUGCAAGUCAGUGAUUACCGGACAGAGUGCUACUCGACGGUAUCCGUACGUCGUGGUAGCGGUGGGUGUCUUCGAUGAGCCCUUGAUACCUUCCUACGAGGGACUAUCAGAAUGGAAGAAAAUUCGGGAAAAUUCGCUAUCUCACGCCAAAGAGUACAGGGACCCAAAGACAUUUAAGGGCAAGAAUGUUCUGAUCAUAGGCUACCAAGCAUCUGGCUUUGAUAUUACCAACAAAAUUACGGCUUAUGUCUCGAAGCUCUGGAUUUCUUCGACACAAAAGAUUAGACAUUGGAAGGGAAAGCCAUCCAACGUCACACUGAUGACAGAGAUAUCCUGUUUCAUUCCAGAAACUCGCACAGUGCACUUCACCAACGGCGAAAGUAUCUCGGAGGUCGACCAAAUAAUCUUGUGUACCGGCUAUCAAUAUCAUCAGCCCUUCAUCAAGGGGGACAACAACAGUGAAGCUCCCCUCUUCCCCACUGGCAACAGCAUUUCGGGACUUCAUGAGCAUGUCAUCUCUAUCAAGCAACCAAGCCUAGCCUUUGUUGGCUUGUUGAGAGGAGCAGUUCCCACAUUUCUCGUUGCGCAAGCACAGGCAGCCUUUAUUUCACGCGUGUUUGCGGGCCGCAUUCGUUUGUCAAGUCUAACAGAAGCCAGUCCCCAGCACAGGAUGCCAUAUCCAAAGUUCAUGGAUUACCUUUUACGCUUGGAGAGGCUCUGCGAACAAGCUGACAAAGGCCGGACGUGGCAAGUAGGGAAGGCUAAAAUUCCGGCUCCUCGAUGGACGGCGGAGCUAGACUUGGUCAUGACGAGGCGGAACGAGAUUCGAGGUGCUUUCCUGAGUACUGGAGGCAGAGACGACCCAAGUCUCAAGCUUCCAUGCCACAGACAAUUCCUGUCUCUUUCCUGUCCCAAUGUUGAAGCUCUCGUGCCCUUUCUGAUUCUACAUUACGGCUACAGAAGAGACCACGACACCAUGCUAGACUUUCCUUUCCAUUGUUGGCAAGUCGGCUCGGCCUACCGUUUGAUCAUGCGGAUCAAGGAAAUGCUUAAGACGAUGAUUCCUGAAUUGGGGCAAGACAGCCAGGCCGUGUUCGUCCGCGGUGCUCGGACUCUGCUUCCAGCAAUUUUGAACAAAUGGCUAGUAUUCUACAGGUCUCUGUCGGAUGAGGUGGCUAUAAUGAAGGAGCAUAAGGACAUGGAUAAGGCGAAGAUAGCCUUGCAGGAAAUUGAGUCGUACUUUAAGACCUUGGGCUUUGGGUCGUCUAAUUGA